Messenger RNA from Varanus komodoensis (Komodo dragon), 1368 nucleotides. Its product is annotated as D(1) dopamine receptor-like. The transcript has a single exon. NCBI's taxonomy places the organism in Eukaryota, Metazoa, Chordata, Lepidosauria, Squamata, Varanidae. Bases 1 to 1368 code for a protein of 455 amino acids. Gene Ontology annotation, biological process: adenylate cyclase-activating adrenergic receptor signaling pathway. The record is from RefSeq and is a predicted model, not a curated record. Gene Ontology annotation, molecular function: G protein-coupled receptor activity. Gene Ontology annotation, cellular component: membrane.
AUGGACGGAUUGCAUCUGCGAGGAGGAAGAGGAGGGGGUGCCUCGGUCAUGGCGAACGAGACCCUCAUGAGGGGAGGCCGAGUGGAAGAGGGCGACGUGGGGUUCCCCGUGCGGGCGCUGUUGGCUGCUUCCUUGCUGCUCCUCAUCCUCGCCACUCUGCUGGGCAACACCCUUGUGUGCAUGGCAGUGGUCAAAUUCAGGUACCUCCGCUCCAAGGUCACCAACUUCUUUGUCAUCUCCCUGGCCGUUUCAGACCUCUUUGUGGCUGUGCUGGUGAUGCCCUGGAAAGCAGUCACGGAAGUAGUGGGCUUUUGGCCCUUUGGGGACUUCUGCGACAUCUGGGUGGCCUUUGACAUCAUGUGUUCCACGGCGUCCAUCCUGAACCUGUGUAUCAUCAGCAUGGACCGCUACUGGGCCAUCUCCAGCCCCUUCCGCUAUGAGCGGAAGAUGACCCAGCGGGUGGCUUUCAUGAUGAUUGGCGUGGCCUGGAUGCUCUCUGUCUUGAUCUCAUUCAUCCCUGUCCAGCUGAGGUGGCACAAGGCGGCAGAGUUCCUUCCUGCCCACGGGGCAGGCUCCAACGCCACCUGGACCCCUGAGGAAAAUUGUGACUCCAGCCUCAACAGGACCUACGCCAUUUCCUCCUCUCUCAUCAGCUUCUACAUCCCCGUCGCCAUCAUGGUAGUGACCUACACCAGAAUCUUCCACAUUGCUCAGCGGCAGAUUCGGAGGAUCUCCUCUCUUGAGAGAGCUGUGGAACAUGCCCAGAGCUGCCAAGGCAAUGAGUGUUCCCACGAGGUCUCCUUGAAGAAUUCCUUCAGGAAAGAAACCAAGGUCCUCAAGACCCUUUCCAUCAUAAUGGGGGUCUUCGUCUUCUGCUGGCUUCCCUUCUUUGUGCUCAACUGCAUCGUACCCUUCUGUGACCAUGACCUGCAUGAGCUGGGGGAACUGCCCUGUGUCAGUGGCACAGUUUUCGACAUCUUCGUUUGGUUUGGCUGGGCGAACUCUUCCCUCAACCCCAUCAUCUAUGCCUUCAACACUGACUUCCGGAAGGCCUUUGCGACCAUCCUAGGCUGCGGCCGCUUCUGCUCCAGCAACGCCGUGGAGACAGUGUACUUCAGCAACGAGAUGGUUUCGUACCAUCAUGACACCACCUGCCAGAAAGACUUGGGGACUCUGAGUUACCCCCACCUUCUCCCCCAUGCACCCUCCCUGCAAGGGGAGGAGGACAACGAUCUCCCGUUUGACAAAAUCUCCCACACCUCUCACGACGGCACGACAGCCAUUUUAUCAGCCGUCGUACAUAUGGAGUAUGAGACAGAUGCAUCCCUUGAGAAGUUUGCUCCCUUCGCCUCUUGUGUAUUGGACUAA